AUGUUGCCACAAGAAGAAAGUAACGACUUUUACCCAAUCAUCCUGACUGCUCCUCAGUCAGACUGCUGCAGCUCCAUGGAUCUGGACGAACUACUGCCGAUCGAAAUGGAAAUGCUGAACUCAACAUCCUCCAUUGUGUCCAAGGGGAUUCGUAAUGUUUCGUUUGGUGCAAAGGACUCUGUCGCCUUCAUUGAAUCAUCAGAAGAUUGGACUGAUGAAGAACGGGACAACACUUGGUUUACUCCUAACGAAUUGGAUCGCAUCAAGAAGCGGGCAAUCAAACUUUGCAAACAUGAAUCGCUAGGCCUGGCAAUACCAGUCGAGGAUUCCACGAGAGGCAUGGGAAUCUACUUUCCCACCCGCAAAGAGGCUCAUGCAGAAUUCGUCUAUCAAGUGCUACUCGCAUACCACGAUACCUAUGCUGGAGACUCGGACUAUGUUGCACAUCUCGCCGAAGUGUGGAGUGUGGCAAACAAGGAAAUGGCCCACACAGUCGCGGUGAGGGACAUGUACGAAGCUUACUUUCCAAACAUGUUGGAGAAACAACCGAAAAAGAAGACCAGUGGGGUGCGCACUCCAACAUCGCAUUCCUCGUCCCUUUCCCCCAUUCGAGAAUCGCCACGCAAGACGGUAUCCAGCCAUAAGAGAGACUUGAUUGACCGACAUUAA
This is a messenger RNA of Cylindrotheca closterium, 669 nucleotides long. The record is from the annotation of a GenBank genome assembly. NCBI's taxonomy places the organism in Eukaryota, Bacillariophyta, Bacillariophyceae, Bacillariales, Bacillariaceae.